Molecule: messenger RNA, 660 nt
Organism: Schistocerca americana (American grasshopper)
Lineage: Eukaryota; Metazoa; Arthropoda; Insecta; Orthoptera; Acrididae
Product: trichohyalin-like
Exons: 1
Coding region: 1-660 (219 amino acids)
Source: RefSeq, a predicted model, not a curated record
AUGUCUACUGAAGAUAAGCAGGUUUGUGAGGCAGUAGUUGAAAGGAAAGGGAUAGGACAGGAAGACAGAGAUGAUUCAGGAAUCAGUGAUUGUGGAUUGUCAUUAGAAAGCCCAUUAGCACAUUCAGCUAGUUACCCCGAGACACCAGGACAAACGAUGAGAAAUAAGUCAGUUUCAGAGGGUGCAGAUACGCGGUCGAUGUUGGCUGCCUUGCUAAAAGAAACUAGAGAAAGGGAAGAAAUAAUCCGCAAAUCAUUAGAGAAAGGUUUACAAGAAACUAGAGAAUCAUUAAAGAAAGAUUUACAAGAAACUAGAGAAUCAUUAAAGGAAGAUUUACAAGAAACUAGAGAAAGGGAAGAAAUAUUCCGCAAAUCAGUAGAGGAAGGUUUACAAGAAGCUGGAGAAAGGGAAGAAAUAUUCCGCAAAUCAUUAAAGGAAGAUUUACAAGAAACCAAAGAAAGCUUAGAAAAGUCAUUUAAGGAAACUAUAGCACAAGAGAUCAAAACAUCGCAAAUGAAGAUAGAAUAUAAUCUGAAGAAGGAAAUGCAGGAGUUACAAGAACGAUUGAAGAUGGACAUCAACGAGAGAGAGAGUAAGCUACAGAAGAGUAAAGGAUCAACGAAGUGGAAACAAAUUGCAAUCAUCGAAUCGCCGAUGUGA